Messenger RNA from Cherax quadricarinatus, 1616 nucleotides. RefSeq names its product very long chain fatty acid elongase 7-like. The record is from RefSeq and is a predicted model, not a curated record. NCBI's taxonomy places the organism in Eukaryota, Metazoa, Arthropoda, Malacostraca, Decapoda, Parastacidae. Gene Ontology annotation, cellular component: endoplasmic reticulum membrane. Gene Ontology annotation, molecular function: fatty acid elongase activity. Gene Ontology annotation, biological process: very long-chain fatty acid biosynthetic process; fatty acid elongation, polyunsaturated fatty acid; fatty acid elongation, monounsaturated fatty acid.
CAAAACUUCAGUUUGCUGCACAUAGAGUCCAGGACGGAGUGAAACCCUAGCUCUUGACACACGCUGUGUACUUCGCUAUUCUUAAAGACAUUUUUGUUCUUCCAGGGUGACGCCUCCUUCUGUGGGUGUCGAACUGGGAAUUUUUGUUUCUGCCGCAAACUGCCUGAAGCAGCAUGACGCCUUCCAGUGGCUCGCUCAUGCCCAUCCCACAGCAUGAUAUUACAGGUGUUUUGAGUACGGUUAAUGGGAGUACCAAAUGGGGGAUUUUCAUAUCCUUCUUCAACUUGGUAUAUGGAUACUUACUGGUGGCGUCCCAGCUUCGUCCAGACCCCAGGCAAGACUCUUGGCUGCUGAUGAGGUCUCCACUGCCCACAUAUGUCCUCUCGGUAGCGUAUGUUGUCGGAGUUACUUGGCUCGGCCCGAGACUCAUGGCGUACAGGAAGCCAAUGGAGAGUCUUCGUCCUUUCAUGGUCGUCUACAAUGCUUUUCAGGUCGUUUUCUCUUUCUGGUUAAUGUAUGAGAGCGGCAUGGGAGGCUGGUUAACUAGCUACGACAUCCGCUGCCAACCUUGCGACUUCUCGGACAGCCCAGAAGCUCUUAGGAUGCUUCACGCCACUUACUGGUACUACUUCUCUAAGUUUGUGGACUUCCUCGACACAGUAUUCUUCGUGCUCUGUAAGAAGUAUGAGCACAUUUCACUGUUGCACGUCGUCCACCACUCCUUAAUGCCCGUCAGUAUGUGGUUCGGAGUGCGAUACCAGCCAGGUGGUCACAGUACCCUGAUGGGCUUCCUUAACUCCUUCGUACACACUGUGAUGUACCUGUACUACCUGCUGGCAGCCAUGGGUCCCCGCGUCCGUCCUUAUCUCUGGUGGAAGAAGUACCUCACUACCCUCCAGAUGUUGCAGUUUAUUGCCAUUAUGAUACACUCUGUCCAGUUGGCGUUUAUCGAGUGCAAGGUGCCAACACAGAUAACCUGGUGGGUCUGUGGUAACGCCUGUAUGUUCCUUGUCCUCUUCGCAAGCUUCUACCAGCAGGCUUAUAUCCGAGAAAUGACCACGCCCAGGCAUAUGGACUUGAUUGGUGGCUUUAACCAGAGCAGUAAUGUCAGCAGAGUGACGAGACUUGAGGUGCCCAGAGGAGAUAUUCUCACAGGCUGUAGAAGAAAGAUGUGUGGGGAAGGUCAAUUUUGUCCCAGGAUGCGACCCACUCCAGUCGACUAACACCCAGGUACCUGGACAGCAGGUAAACAUUGGACAUAAGAACAUAAGAAAGAAGGAACACUGCAACAGGCCUACUGACCCACGCGGAGCAGGUCCAUGUCCCCCCCCCCCGGAUUAGACCAAUGACCCACCCCCCGGAUUAUCCCAAUGACCCACCCAGUCUGGUCAUCCCCACUCAAGGAUGGAGCACGGCACCAGACCCAGCAGCAAAGCUAGUCAGGUCCAACUCACACCCACCCACACCCACUCAUGUAUUUAUCUAACCUAUUUUUAAAACUACACAACGUUUUAGCCUCAAUAACUGUACUCGGGAGCUUGUUCCACUCAUCCACAACUAUAUUACCAAACCAGUGCUUUCCUAUAUCCUUCCUGAAUCUGAAUUUUUCCAACAGU